Messenger RNA from Gilbertella persicaria, 645 nucleotides. RefSeq names its product zinc knuckle-domain-containing protein. Lineage: Eukaryota; Fungi; Mucoromycota; Mucoromycetes; Mucorales; Choanephoraceae. Gene Ontology annotation, molecular function: nucleic acid binding; zinc ion binding. The record is from RefSeq and is a predicted model, not a curated record. The transcript has 3 exons. Bases 25 to 510 code for a protein of 161 amino acids.
UCUUCUGCUUUUAUUUUCUUUAUCAUGUACAGAACAGGUCCACGAUAUUAUUCUAAGGGCCCUAAAGCAUCUACUUCAACACAAUGUCAACGAUGUUUAGAACAUGGUCAUUGGACCUAUGAAUGUAAAAAAGAUAGAAGUUAUAAAGUAAGACCUACACGCACACAACAACUCAAGAAGCCCAUCAAACUCGCUCAACCUGAACUACCUAAAGAAUUUCAAGAUAAACGCGGUUUAGCGGACAAACUCUUGAAAGAGCGUAAAAGAAAGAGAAGACGAUCAAGAUCGUCCUCUUCUUCAUCAGAUAGUGAUUCUGGAAGUGAAAGUGAUAGUAGUGUAUCCAGUAGUAGUAGUGGAAGUAUUACCAGUAGUAGUAGCAGUAGUGGAAGUGGAAGUAGUAGCAGCAGUAGUGGAAGUAGUAGUAGCAGCAGUGGAAGUGACAGUGAAUCUUAUAGCAGUGACAGUGAAGAUAGAAAGAAAAAAAGAAAUACAAAGCGUUCUCGUCAUUGAUCUCGUUAAAUACCUCUUUUGAUAUGAAAGCAGAAUAGAAAUGACCACAUAUUUGAUCCUUAUUCUAUAAUAAUAAAGAAGUGUGCAUAUCUCAAAAAGAGGAUGAUAAGGAAGGUUACUGCUUCAGCUAUUCAC